Penicillium argentinense is the source of this 1845-nucleotide messenger RNA. RefSeq names its product fungal specific transcription factor domain-containing protein. Gene Ontology annotation, biological process: DNA-templated transcription. Gene Ontology annotation, cellular component: nucleus. Gene Ontology annotation, molecular function: zinc ion binding; DNA binding. Lineage: Eukaryota; Fungi; Ascomycota; Eurotiomycetes; Eurotiales; Aspergillaceae. The coding region runs from base 1 to 1845 and encodes 614 amino acids. The transcript has a single exon. The record is from RefSeq and is a predicted model, not a curated record.
AUGAUGCAUAUCUGUCAACCCACUGAACCCAACACCGAGUGGUCUAGCGAGUUUCAGGACAAAAUUCGAGAUUUUGGAUACUCCAACCACGGCAAUUACAACUCCAUGAGCCUAUUGCGUACUACUGAACUGCAUGAUGGUCAGGCUGCUGGUUUAUUUAGCUCCAGUACCGCAAAUCAGACCCUGUUCCGAAAUGAUGCAAACCGCAAGUAUAAAAAAGCAGUGCGCCAUCUGCCUUCACAAACCUGCAUCGACAUAUUGGUUCAAAGAUUUUUUUCCGAUAUCAAUUGGCAGUACGACCUGCUCGACGAGGAGACUUUCAGAGAACAUCUAGUCGCAUGGAGAGAGAUCUCAUACUCUGACCUUCAAGUGGGGUUUGAAAGAUUGGCACUGGGAACCGUUGUGUUUCCAGCACUACUGUUUCAAGUCCUCGCUCACGCCCUUCUUUUUCACCCUCCUCAUGAUGAAAAGAUCAGUUCUCUCAUUACCAUGGCUGAUAUGACCUUCCAUGAUCUUGGAGGUGAAUAUAGCGAUACAGGUGCUAAUUUACUCGCGCUCCUGGGGAAAAAGGAUAUAACAAUUGCCAUGGUACAAGCAGGUCUGCUGCGAGCCUCGUUCUUGAAAAGUAGUGGCAAAGUUAUUGAAGCGUGGCAUGCACUUGGAGCAGCAAUCCGCGAUGCACAGGAGAUAGGCCUACAUACCGGACGAAUUGUAUCCGAUCAGCCUCCAGUGGGGUCGAAACGCGGCACGCAAAGUGCCAGUCUCUUGGGUCACAGAAUCUGGGUGGUCUUGCAUAUUUGGGACGUCCACAUGGCUGUCGUUCUCGGCCGACCGAUUGCCACCGAUAUUCAAAUCGAUCAUUUCGCUCGCACAAUAGAGGACGACGAAAGGCGACGAGAAUUAUUUUCGCAUUGGCAAACCGAGACUGAUCCACCUAGACCAUUUGAUAUCAUCCUCGCCGGCUAUAAUGUGGCCUAUCGAUACUUCAAGGACAUUCACCAAAUAGAACAUAACGGUGCUAACUCCCAAGACUACCCGAUUGUCGAACACAUUCACGCCACAAUAAAAAAAAACUUGGAGCUUUUGCCCUCUUGGUGCCGUCUGGAAGAUCCAGAUGCGAAGUUUGAUCGAUUAUGUGGAUGCCAAUGGCUACCUGUUGCUCGAGAUGGACUAUCGUCGCUCAUACACUUCGUUAUUCUCGCACUCCAUCGACCCUUCAUAUUCUCUGUUGCCGACAGUCGCACAGAAGCCUUGAAUGCUGGGAUAUCCAUUCUUCGCGCACAAGAACGACUGUUUGAAAAGUCAGAGCCACGCCAGCGCAAGGUGUUUAAUCCGGUCUACGCUUCUUUCGAUGCGAUUGUUUUGAUUGCAGCUCUCUGUAUCGUUUUUCCGAAUGAGAAUCACGAACGACACAUGGAGUGUAUCGAGGUUGUUGAAAGAGGGAUGCAAAGGUUGAGCAUAAUUGGACAAUCCAAUUUCAUGGCAAAGUCAGCAUAUGGCGUUGUGUGCAGCUUGUACCAUCGUUUAAGACAUCGGCUCGACAUCUUCAAACCUACCGAGGACGCUAUAGCAUCUUUCACCAAUCCAAGGUGGAUCCCUCCCAACAGCGAUAUAGAUUGUUCUCGUGGGACACCGUCGGAGCUUUCGUUUGAUGCCGUUUUGCCUCCUCGUCCUACCCAUGAUCUAUUCUUGGAUCAUAUCUCAAUAACGCAAACACCGUUCACAAAUACACCCGACAACUUUCCCUUGGACCCUUUUACUGUGAACCUUACGGAGAGAUGGAAUUUUGGAGGCGAUUUCUCAAAUACCAGCUUUUGGAGUUUGAUGAACGAGCUUAACCAUUGA